AUGGCAACUACCCAACCGGCGGGCUCGCCUGCCCCGUCCUCCAACAUCAACUCUCCGAUCAUACCUCCGGGCAAUGGCCCCCUCUUGAAUGGCAGUUUUUCCGAAUUGAACGCUCGAUCGUCUCCUGCCCCUGCAAGCAAUGCGUCAGUCCAAGGUGAUAAUGGACGCGCUAAAAGAGCCAAGAAGGACAGUCGCAAGAAACGAGAGGCCAAAGGGCUGGAUGCAGAAGGCGCUCCUCCCCGAAGAAACGAGCAACAGCCGUCAACACUGCCAUCACUCAACCAGGUAACAAGAAGGUCCUCAAAUGUGCUUGGACAGACCUGGGACUUUUACGAGGUUGUGGACAAGCUCACCAACAAGGGUGGCUAUCGCUAUACUUAUGCGAUUGCCGACCAAGAGUUUCCACAUAUCAAAUACCGCCAGACCGAUAUUUCACCCUACCACGCGCGUUUCAGCUUCGAGGAUUCGCCCCCAGCUAUCUUCUUUUCAGAGGACGCCUUGGCGGUGACGACUAGUGAUGCAUGGCACACGGCGCGAGCAAACGUGUGUGCACGCGAAGGUUCUUAUUACUAUGAAGCGCGGGUUAUCAGUGGUGUGGUGAACAGCGAUUCUCCGCAUGCGGCCAAUUCUGGGAAACGAGGCCAUGUCCGACUUGGUUUUGCUCGACGCGAAGCUGAUCUGGACGUCAACGUUGGUGUGGAUUGCUAUGGAUAUGGGAUUCGAGAUGUGAAUGGAGAGGUUGUCAAUCGCAUGCGGUGUGAGCCAUUCUUCCCCGAAGGAGAAGCCAUUAACGAGGGCGACGUUAUCGGCAUGCUCAUCUCUCUUCCUUCUCUCACCCUUCACAAAAAAAUCGUUGAAGGCACUUAUGAUCCUGCCGUGGAUGGCGAUGGUUUAAGUGUUCAGCCUCAACCGCCCGUCGCUGCCAAUAUUAUUCGAGAUCGAACCCCCUUCCAAGGCAAAAUCGGCGGGUUCUAUUGGCAACAGUCUCAUAUUUUCCCGACAAAGUACCUCCGCGAUUAUGCCUUCAAUCUGAAGGAAACUCCAACUUUCGGCCAUCCAUCACCAUUUAACAGCGAGGAUGCUUCUCUGCGGACCCUGCCUGGUUCUAGCAUAACCAUUUUUAAGAACGGGGUUCAAAUGGGCACACCUUUCAGAGACCUUUAUGCAUUCCUUCCACCAGCAAGCCGUCUCUCUAGUGGCACCAACAACCAAGGAAUUGGAGUUCGGGAGAACGCUGAUGAUGGAAUGAUUGGCUACUAUCCAGCCGUGAGCUGUUACGGUGGCGGUGCUGUUGAAUGCCGCUUUGACGGCCCUUGGUGGGUCGGGCCACCGGAACGAACUGAAUCUGGCGAGCCAGUCCGAGCCAUUGGAGAGCGAUUCAACGACCAGAUCGUGGAGGACGUGGUUGCUGAUAUUGUGGACGAGAUCGAGGCUAUGUUCACCUGGGGCAACUCCGACGGGGACGUCAUUGGCAACGAUAGCACUGAAGGACUAGAUGGUGCUAAUCCUGAGGCUCUUAGAGGCGGUGUUGCUGCACUUGACUCGGUAAAUUCGGCUCAGACCCCGAAGUCGACCGACCUAGGCGUGACAGCAGUAUACGAUUCCGCGGCCAAUAGCAACCAGGCUACACCAGCUGCGACUGGAGACCUUGACGUUGGAAUUCAUAUCGAAGAUACGAUGAGUGUGGGAACGGCAGGAACACCGAAUCCUGCGGCUGACCAGCCAUCAGCUGCUGCUGACGAAGACGUCGAAAUGACCCAGGGCUAA
This is a messenger RNA of Penicillium chermesinum, 1767 nucleotides long. RefSeq names its product SPRY domain-containing protein. The transcript has 2 exons. The coding region runs from base 1 to 1767 and encodes 588 amino acids. The record is from RefSeq and is a predicted model, not a curated record. Gene Ontology annotation, molecular function: protein binding; transcription cis-regulatory region binding. NCBI's taxonomy places the organism in Eukaryota, Fungi, Ascomycota, Eurotiomycetes, Eurotiales, Aspergillaceae. Gene Ontology annotation, cellular component: Set1C/COMPASS complex.